Grammomys surdaster is the source of this 1187-nucleotide messenger RNA. RefSeq names its product rano class II histocompatibility antigen, B-1 beta chain-like. The transcript has 6 exons. Gene Ontology annotation, cellular component: membrane; MHC class II protein complex. NCBI's taxonomy places the organism in Eukaryota, Metazoa, Chordata, Mammalia, Rodentia, Muridae. The record is from RefSeq and is a predicted model, not a curated record. Gene Ontology annotation, biological process: positive regulation of T cell activation; immune response; peptide antigen assembly with MHC class II protein complex. Gene Ontology annotation, molecular function: MHC class II protein complex binding. Bases 84 to 875 code for a protein of 263 amino acids.
AUCACCCUAGGCUCCAGAACUUUGCUUUCUGAAGGGGACACAGCAGGUGUGAGUCCUGGUGACUGCCAUUCCCUGUCUUAGAGAUGGCUCUGCAGACCUCCAGCCUCCUCCUCUCAGCAGCUGUGGUGGCACUGAUGGUGCUGAGCUGCCCAGGGACUGAGGGCGGAGACUCCCCAAGGUAUUCCGUGUUCCAGUUCAAGCCCUACUGCUACUACACCAACGGGACGCAGCGCAUACGGCUCGUGACCAGACACAUCUACAACCUGGAGGAGUACGUGCGCUACGACAGCGACGUGGGCGAGUACCGCGCGGUCACCGAGCUGGGGCGGGGCAUAGCCGAGGACUGGAACAAGGAGUACCUGGAGCGGACGCGGGCCCAGCUGGACACGGUGUGCAGAUACAACUACGAGGGUCCGGCAUCCCACACCACCCUGCGGCGGCUCGAGCAGCCCAAGGUCGCCAUCUCCCUGUCCAGGACGGAGGCCCUCAACCACCACAACUUGCUGGUCUGCUCGGUGACAGAUUUCUACCCAGCCCAGAUCAAAGUGCGCUGGUUCCGGAAUGGCCAGGAGGAGACUGUGGGGGUCGUGUCCACACAGCUUAUUGAGAACGGAGACUGGACCUACCAGGUCCUGGUGAUGCUGGAGAUGACUCCUCAGCGGGGAGAGGUCUACACCUGCCACGUGGAACACCCCAGCCUGGAGAGCCCCAUUACAGUGGAGUGGCGGGCACAGUCUGAGUCUGCCCAGAGCAAGAUGCUGAGUGGCAUUGGAGGCUUUGUGCUCGGGGUGAUCUUCCUCGGGCUUGGCCUGUUCAUCCGUCACAGGAGUCAGAAAGGACCUCGGGGGCCUCCUCCAACAGGGCUCCUACAGUGACUCAGAGUGUUUUGAGUGAGUUGACUGUCUCACACUGUAAGGCCUGCAUUUCCCUGCUCCAAAUACCUGUCUGUGUCAGCCUGCCACUCUUGGAUUCAGAGUCUAGCAUGAUGCCAGUGUACCCAGCUCUUGUGAUCCCCGAGUCCCCAAGUCUGUGGCUCUGCCCUGGGCUAAUUCCAGAGACACCAUCCAUGUACAGAAGCACCAUCUUCUCAAACCUCAGGCUUUCUGCCUCCACUGUCACACUCAGGGUGCUGAUGCACUGAAACCAUUUGCCUUUUUCAUAAUUAAACAUAUUCUGAAUUGUUUGUA